This is a messenger RNA of Fibroporia radiculosa, 426 nucleotides long. RefSeq lists its product as uncharacterized. Gene Ontology annotation, molecular function: structural constituent of ribosome. Lineage: Eukaryota; Fungi; Basidiomycota; Agaricomycetes; Polyporales; Fibroporiaceae. The coding region runs from base 1 to 426 and encodes 141 amino acids. Gene Ontology annotation, cellular component: cytosolic large ribosomal subunit; ribosome. The transcript has 5 exons. The record is from RefSeq and is a predicted model, not a curated record. Gene Ontology annotation, biological process: cytoplasmic translation; ribosomal large subunit biogenesis.
AUGUUUCUAGGGCCUGUAUUGGCACGUCAAUGCAAGUUGAACGAUGUCGGACGCUCGAAUACGGAUGGAUGGGCCUCCGGUGGAUUGGAUGCCGCUCGCACUGUCUCAGAAUUGCUGCUACUAUACUCCAAGGGACGCGUUCUCGGCCACAAACGCGCUAAGCGCAACACCCGCCCCAACACCUCCUUGAUCCAGAUCGAGGGCGUCGCCACCAAAGAGGACGCGCAGUUCUACCUGGGCAAGCGUGUAGCAUACGUUUACCGGGCAAAACGGGAGAUUCAGGGCUCAAAAGUUCGGGUAAUCUGGGGCCGCGUAACGCGCCCUCACGGAAACUCUGGCGUCGUAAAAUCCAAGUUCAGGUCGAAUCUGCCUCCGCACGUAUUUGGUGCCAGUGUCCGGGUGAUGCUUUAUCCCUCUACAAUUUGA